This is a messenger RNA of Jaminaea rosea, 4453 nucleotides long. RefSeq lists its product as hypothetical. NCBI's taxonomy places the organism in Eukaryota, Fungi, Basidiomycota, Exobasidiomycetes, Microstromatales. Bases 111 to 4244 code for a protein of 1377 amino acids. The transcript has a single exon. The record is from RefSeq and is a predicted model, not a curated record.
UCUCCUCCUCUCCACUUCAUUUCCUCAUCCGGCGUCAGGGCACGACAUCAUCAAUCCCGACGAUUGAGCAUUGCAGGACGGAUCGCGGAUUGCGGAUUGCGGAUCUCAUCAUGGCCUCGUCGUCAAAGGCGCCGGCGCCCGUGUCGUCGACGAUGCCAGGUAGUCGGAGCGGCCGAACCCCACAUUACCACGACGAUGCAGCAGCGAAUCAACCACCAAUUGCUUUCCCAUCUGUGCCGGUCAAACAUGGCAACUCGUCUUCAUCUUCUUCUCCCUCAUCACCUACAACGACGUCAACUCUUUGGCGCUCCCGGAGCAAGUCAAGAAAGAACUCAGGCCCGCCCUCGUCGCCUACCAUGCUUCAAGGCCCCAUUCACCUCAUCGAUGACCGCUGGAACAGUCCGCGUCGAGCACCCAGGCCUCCAGCAGAGAUGUCCGAAGCAGGCAGGUCGCUAAUGUACUCGCUACCCGCUAUCGAUCUCGGUGCUCCCAGCCAGAAUGGGCACCUCAAAAGGCUUGGUACCUCCUCAACAGCCGCAGGAGACGACGAGCCGCCGCUGCGCGUCGCGUCUCCCCUCAAUCUCCCAACCAUUCAGCCUCGCGAUGAGAGCAUUGGCUGCCUUGGCCACUCGAACAAGAGCAAGGGCAAGUCCAGGGCCGUUGACAGCACUCCACGCUCUCCAAUUCAACGCGCAACAUCGCCUCCAACUUCACCGCGAAUGUGCAACUCCAGCAGACGCGUUGCGAGUCCGACCGUCGUAGGAGCGUCGCCUCCGUCACCUACGCGUCGAAACGACCGGAAUGUAGGCGUUUCUACCUCAUCACCCUCGCCUCCGAAGAUCAGAAAGCGGCCCUUGCUGCCGAUGGCUUAUCAUCACCAGACGCCGCAAGCCCUGCCUGGAUCCCCGACAUUUGCAGCUUUAAUUGCCAGGGAUCGACAACUUGCCUCGCCUUCGCCCCUUUCGCCGAGAGUCAUGUCGCCCUUCGGCACUGAAUCUACGUCAGCUGCUGUUACUUCUGCCGCUUCAUCAAGGCCCUUGUCGCCGGGAAACGAGACUCCGCUCGACAAGCCAGAGCUUCCUCGACCAUUGAUCCCAGCCAAUCAGCAAGAGAUGGGCGUCAUCAUGGCGGCGGGAAACCAUCAGCGACGCCGCAAUCGCAGCGCAGGUGACAUCCUGGACUUGGCCCAAGUAGGCCUCACACGGCGACCGAGCAACCAAUCAACCUCUACGACGCUUUCGCGCGGAUCUCCAGUCAAUCGACCAAAUGGACAGCGAAUUCGCCUCAAUUCUCUGCCUUUGAACACCCUCGAAGGCGCCUUGCCACUGUCUGCCCCAGCUUCAGCAACGGCGACAAUGGCUCCAGACGGCUCAAGCACGCCUGCGCAACCUUUGUCGACGAGCCACAGCGCAGACAAUUUCCCUCGAGCCAUGCAUCGCUUUCCAUCGCAACGCGAUCUUUCUUCCUCCUCGCAGCGACAGCUUCGGUCGUCCAGCAGCAAGUCUUCGCUCCAGCAGCUACGUAUGGCUAUGCCGACGGGUUGGGCGAAGGGAUUCUUGAGAAAGACACCUGCAUCACCCUCCACCGCUGGCGCUGCCAAUACAAACAGCGAGGAAACACAGCAAAUGAGCGCGACUCCGUCACCCAAUCGUGCCGAGUCCGCAAGCAACCGCUACCGACCAGGAGGUGGAUCGCCCUUUAGCGUAUGGAGGAGACAGCCGAACGCAGCCACCGUAAACGAUGACGAUGAUGAAAGUUCGCUCUUCGGAGGCCCAUCUCACGAGGACGCUUAUGACGGAACGCGCUCGCCUAACCCCAUGCUGAGCGGAUCACAGCCGCAUCAGGCCAAGGCGCGUCAACGUCUCCCGAGCAUCGAGGGGCCAGAAGAGAACAGCCUCUCUGUCAAUAGAGUCAGAUCGAAGCGUAGCCUCAAGAGCUUACGUGACAAGGUCGCUAAAGCGGCCUCGCCCAACAAGGUUCUUCCACCUCCCUCUUCGCCGCCUCAGUAUCAUUACAGGCCCGCUGCGAAGUCACAGCCUACACCGCCGCUGCCCAAAGCGCACGUACCGGCUCGGAUAGCUACCGACUACGGCAAGCUCCCCAAGUACGAGUUAGCGUACAACAAGCCUCUGCCUAGCCCUCAAGGCCCCAGCUUCCUCACUGACCUGCAAGGGAUGGUCGACUCGUCGGGAGACAGCUCCUACAGGUCCUCUGCACACAAGCCUAAGCAACUGAGCUCGUCCAGCGAUGGACGCUCGGCAGGCACCAACGCAAAAAAUGACUUAGUGCAGCAGCCUCUGCCCAACGUGGCAGUCGAAGAGGAUUUGCGUGCUCCUGAUCGCCCAUGGCAGAUUGACACCGUCAUCAAUCGGGGAUCUCCCCUCUUUGCGCAUGAGGAAGAGGGAGGCGUAGCAGGUGAUGCCUUGCGCGCUGCCGGUGAGAAGGAGCUAGGGCCAUUUGCCGCGACUUUGCCAGCUAGCGCACAUCAGCACCGACCUGAUGAGAUCGCGACAGGCUCCGAAGAGUGCAUGCAAGAAGGAGGCGCCCCGCUCGAGAAGCGCGAGGAGGAUUUGCAGCGGCAGCCGCACGCAACAACGGACGCAGAGCCUUCUGCUCAUCCUGAGAUGCCCUCGCGCGAUCGUCACGAUUCGCAACCUCACCCUUACUCAUCCGCUUCUCGCCACGCGUCGCAUCGCACCAGGGUCAGCGGCACUGCUAGCGCCUGCAGCGAAGAUGUCGAGGCUAUGGCGCACAUGGACCUCGGCGAGCUGCUCGAAGGCUACCGCAGGAAGAGAGACAGCGUGAAUUCCGUUUCUGGUUCACACGAGCCGGGAAGCGAUCAGCGUGUGCCGCACCCCUACACGUAUGUGGCCGCCGCUUGGAGGGAGAAAAUUCGAGCCGACGAGGAAGCGCGAAAUCAGGAAAAUGACGAUCAUGAAGACGUUGCUGCUCUACAGCGUGGAAUCGGCACCAUGCAGGCGUCGACUAUUCCGACGACGACGAAGCCUGCGUCUCGUCCUGCAUCCGGGUCAAAAGCCGACCCUGCAGCUAUGAGACCGAUGAGCAAGCCCGUAUCGAUGGCCUCGUCUUACGGAACUUCCUUCGAUGGCGAUGUCAUCUGGGACGGCGCGUCGACAGCCAUGUCGACGUUGGCUGAGCUUACUGCUGCAGACGAAGAGGAAGAGGAAGGGAGGCAGCAGGCAGCAAGAGAAGUACAGAUUGGAGACGCCGACAGGACGCAGCUUCCAGAGCAGCAAGCAGCCGAUGCUGCGCCCGCCUUUGCGAAGAUCGACGGCUCGAUGUCAGCGAAGGAGACUGCGACCGCGCACGCUGAGGUUCAGCCUCUGCCAAGGCGACGAGCUGGUGGGCAUGCCUUCCGCUUCCCUCGCCCGCCAGGACAGACGAACGACGGCAGCUUGUCUGCCCCUGUGACUUCCGCACAGAGCGACACAAGCUCGGCGCUGGCGUCUUCGACAGAUCGACCAUCAGACGGAGGGGAGGCCGCGAAUGGGUCUUCUCAAGGGCAUCAUGGUCAUGCAUCAACGCCCUCUCUCUCUUCGUCUGUCUCCGCUUCGACAGCUUCGCACGCCACAACAAGCACGACGAGCGGUAGUGCAGGUCACCCCACGUCUGCGCUCGCGAUGACAAGCAUGACAGCACCAGUCACAGCCUCGCCGAGCCUUCCGUCGGCGGCGGCGCCGAUGCAAUACGGGUCUGCGCCUUCUUGGAUCUCCCCUGUCUCUCCGAACGACGACAAGAGCGGAGCACGAUCCUUCGUCUCACCAACCGUCACACCUCCCCUCCCAUCGAGCGCUAUCUUCUCUUCCUAUCACCAUCAGCCUCCAAUUCGGUCAGCUCGCUCUCGCACCGAGUCGGGAAAGAGCCACAAGAGCACCAGCAGUCUCGGGUCUAGCAGUGUAGCAAGCAGCGCGGCCACGGGCGCGACAGAGUACUCAGCCAGAUUUGUGCAGGCACUGAGUAAUGCGCGACAUCACGACCAACAUCAGAUGAAGCCCUUGACGCCCGUGGACAGCGAGCCUGUCGAUGCGGAGCAAGUCAAUGUGCGGAGGGACGGCAAGGAGGAGAAAGGGGAAACCGGAACUUCGACGGACAAGUCGCCUGAAGGGACGCAAGCGCAGGCGCAAGCGGUACCUUCAUCGUCCUCUAUGCCAGGUCAUCGUCGUCUCAAGUCGUCAAUUGACCUGCUGGAGAAAGCGGGCAUGGCGACGAUUGGCGAGCACUGAGCUCGGAGGACGAUUUACAGGCGGAGCGAUUCUAUGUUACGUUCGGGAAGCAAUGUAUUGCCGGCUUGCACACAAAGGGAUGGCAAGGAAGCAGCGGGGACUUGUAUGUACAAAUUAUUUGCACCUCAAUGUAGAAUACGUGGAACUAGCUCGCAGCAGCCGCAGGCCGAAGAGCAGACAGGGAAGGCCCCACUUCGAGGCGAGGCAAG